CAGAAAAGAAAUGGAAUGCCAAUGCAACAAAACAGUGGUCCGUAUCUUGUGCAACGACGACAGAGCUGAGCCGUUGAGGCACACAACACGAUCUAUGCACAUGAGGCCUUGUUUAGUUGAGAAAAAUUUUGGAUUUUGCUACUGUAGCCAACGGCCAACAGCGGUGGAGGCACUACAGGCCGAGCUGCUAGCACUUCGGGCCCAGCAGGAGGCCCAGUUGGCUGAGCGAGAGGCUGAGCGAGCCGAGCGGGAGGCCGAGCGUCAGAGGAUACAAGCUUUGGAGGCCCAGCAAGAGGGUUUGCUCAAGUUCGUGCAACAACUUGGGCAACAACAAGGUUGGGAGAUCCCAGCACAGCUGCUUGCACCACCACCACCACCAUAUCGUCGAGAGUCUACUCCGCAUGCAUCGGGGGCGGCGUCCAACCAUGUCGGAGGGUCGCCAGGAUCGCACGGCGUGCUAUGCACACCUAGACCGUCGCCGGGAUCGCAAGCUGGGGCGUCCCAACCCUCGCCGGCAUCGCACACUGGACAGUCGCCGUGUGCUGCCUUGGGAGUUGUUUUUAUGUAUUAAACUUGUGAACUUGGAAUAAUAUGUACUCUUGAACGUGUGGUUUGUAAUAUAUUCUGAAUUUCGUAUAAAUUUGGUCAUUUGUGAUAUAUAUAAAUGUGGUUUGUGAUA
This is a messenger RNA of Sorghum bicolor (sorghum), 679 nucleotides long. RefSeq lists its product as uncharacterized. The record is from RefSeq and is a predicted model, not a curated record. Lineage: Eukaryota; Viridiplantae; Streptophyta; Magnoliopsida; Poales; Poaceae. Bases 11 to 571 code for a protein of 186 amino acids. The transcript is spliced from 3 exons.